AUUUAUUGAAGCACCGGACAGUGAACCGGACUUAGUUAGUGGCUGAUCGGCGGAAGAUUCGGUUGUCUUUGCAGGAAUUCUCGGUUUAGGAGAAGACCCCUCGCCAUCGUGUGUGUGAGUGACUCCUUACCGCAAAGCAAUAUACGAUCCGUACUUUAGGAUAACUCUACUUAGAAGAUAGGGAAUCUCGCUGGUGGCAAAGAAGUGACUAAUUGAAAUUGCUCGAAGUGGGAAAAAAAUAAUCAGAAGAGGAGUUUGCGCGCGAAAUUGUGGUAGCUCACGCUCGUUGAUUGAAAUACUCCAAAAUCCUGUGCAAUUAGGGAAACAAAAGUGAUAUACAAUUUAUUGAUCAAAUCUGAUUCGUUGCUAGACGCUCGCGGUGAUAUCGAAACGAAAGUGAACUGAUUUCGUUUUCUGGCAAUUUAACGAAGCACCCAGAAGUGUGUAUGUGUGGAAUUGUGUGAUAGUAGCUGCAGGAACAAACGAUACACAGAGCAACGAACAACAACGGCCGACAAUUACUAGAAGUUUAAAGAUAAAGCCACUAACUUCAGAACACGCCGGAACAAAUUGUAAAUAACCACAAGAAAAAUGCAGCCCCUGGUGGACAAGCUGAGAUUUCUCUACAAACCGUACGUGCUUGCAGUACUGACGAUCGGUUACAUCGCCGGCGAACUUGGCCACUAUCUGAUUGGAGUCACAUCGAAGGCAACCGCCAUCGAACUCGACUAUGGAGAUCACGCGUGCCAGCAAAAUCAUACCGAAGUUCAUCGCCAUCUGCUCCCGCAGCAGUGUGCCGACAUCGACCUGCAAAAUGAAUGCCACGGACAGCAUAUCAAUGGAACCGUCUACUGCGAGUGGAACUACAAUGGACUGGGUCUCGAGUACCAACUGUUGGCCGGGCCGAGCUUCAUUGCCGUCUUCACCGUUAUGGGUGUGGUGCUGGGAUUCGCAGCGGAUCGAUUCAACCGUGUCCGGAUGCUGACCGUGUGUACACUGGUCUUUGCCGUCGCCAUCGUUUUGCAAGGAACCGUUAAGAAAUACUGGCAGUUGAUUCUGCUGCGUAUGUUGAUGGCCGCUGGCGAAGCCGGAUGUAACCCAUUGGCCACCGGUAUCAUGUCCGAUAUCUUCCCGGAAAGCAAACGAGCUCUUGUGAUGGCCAUCUUCAACUGGGGAAUCUACGGUGGAUACGGAAUUGCGUUCCCCGUUGGACGAUACAUUACCAAACUGAAUCUUGGAGGACUAGGUUGGCGCGUGUGCUAUUACGGUACCGGUGUAUUGGCACUAAUAAUGGCAGUGCUGACUGGAACUACUCUCAAGGAACCGGAACGACAAAGCAUCGGAGAAGAAGCGUCCGGUAAGGGAAAGGUUUCGCUUAUGAAGGCACUGAUGCAGCCACGUGUUAUUCUGUUGGUGAUUGCUGCCUCGAUUCGGCACUGUGGUGGAAUGACCUUUGCGUACAAUGCCGAUUUGUACUACAAUAUCUACUUCCCGGAUGUGGACCUCGGUUGGUGGUUGUUUGCCGUGACGAUCGGAAUCGGAAGCGUCGGUGUGGUGAUUGGUGGAAUCGUUUCGGACAAAGUUGUGGCCAAGAUGGGAAUUCGGUCACGUGUUGCCUGUUUGGCCAUUAGCCAGCUGAUUGCUACUCCGUUCGCAUUCGGAUCCGUCUACUUUGAACCACUUUGGGCGAUGAUCACGCUCGGAAUCAGUUACUUCUUCGCCGAAAUGUGGUUUGGAAUUGUGUUUGCCGUGCUAGUUGAAAUCGUCCCACUGCAAGUCCGUUCGACGACCAUCGGAGUGUUCCUGUUUGUGAUGAACAACAUCGGCGGUAAUCUGCCCAUUCUGGUUGACCCGCUGGCUAAGGCGCUAGGCUACCGAGGCUCGGUUAUGUUCUUCUACGCUGGAUUCUACGCUAUCAGUAGUUUGUUGUUCUUCAUUACGAUGUUCUUCAUGGACGGACCAAAGCCAGAACCAGUGACCGAAGAGCACCGGAAUCAGGUCGAGAUGGGCCACGAGAACAAUACCUUCCAACCGGAUGAUUUCAUCAACGGUGGACCCAAAACCAACGGACACAACAUCGUGAACGUGAGGCCAUCCGAGAGCAGUAGACUGUAGAAGGGGACGAGUUCGUACGGAGCGAACUAUAGAUAGGAUUUUAUUUUAGUUUCUAAGUUAGAAUAUUCAAAGGACGACACAAUGAAUCUACGGAGCAGGAAUCAUGGAUCAUGUUAUAUUGAAAGAGCAUGAAAUGUGACGGAGCUUUUUCCUGAACUGAGGAGAAGAAUCUCAUAUUCCACCUUUGCUUAUAGAAAUUUAGUGUUCUCAGUACCUCUGAAAAAACCGUACCUCUGAAGGUUAUUGUGAACCGACAACCUGUGCAAAGGCAACAGUGCUAAAUGCCAAUCUACGAGUAGUUGAUUUUGUAUUUAUGGAAGUGAUAACUUAUACCUUCAUACGUGUUUUAAAUAAUGAAACGAAAUGGCACAAUAAAGCAUCAUUAAA
Messenger RNA from Ochlerotatus camptorhynchus, 2502 nucleotides. Its product is annotated as putative metabolite transport protein HI_1104. Gene Ontology annotation, molecular function: transmembrane transporter activity. Gene Ontology annotation, biological process: transmembrane transport. The record is from RefSeq and is a predicted model, not a curated record. The transcript has 4 exons. Gene Ontology annotation, cellular component: membrane. NCBI's taxonomy places the organism in Eukaryota, Metazoa, Arthropoda, Insecta, Diptera, Culicidae. Bases 592 to 2115 code for a protein of 507 amino acids.